Molecule: messenger RNA, 420 nt
Organism: Aureobasidium melanogenum CBS 110374
Lineage: Eukaryota; Fungi; Ascomycota; Dothideomycetes; Dothideales; Saccotheciaceae
Exons: 1
Coding region: 1-420 (139 amino acids)
Source: RefSeq, a predicted model, not a curated record
AUGAACAAAGAAAAAAGCCAAAUGAAUGCUUUACUCUCCCUACUCGAUCCACUGCUGCCAACCCUCAAACCCAACAACCGCGACAAGUUCUGGUCAAAAAACAGACGGGAACUUGAUAGAAUUGGUUGGAGUGGAAGGUUUAUCGAUUCGGAUAGUGAAGAUGAAGAUGAACUAGAAAGAGAAGAGAUGAGCCAAGGAUCCAAAAGCAAUGACGGCGAAGAAAUCGCGAAUGUUGUGGCUGAGAGCGAAGUUGAGGAUGCCGAGUCUGAGAAGAAAGAUGAUAAUGAUGAGGAUAGGGAUGACAUCUUAUCUAGUGAAGAGAGAUAUGCAGAGGAAAGCAUUGUGGAGGUGAUUGUGGCAUUGUUGUUUUUUAUUGUGGUGCAGGGAGGAGUAUUAUGCAUUGUGCGUUUGAUUGUCUGA